Molecule: messenger RNA, 1519 nt
Organism: Drosophila mauritiana
Lineage: Eukaryota; Metazoa; Arthropoda; Insecta; Diptera; Drosophilidae
Exons: 2
Coding region: 273-1502 (409 amino acids)
Source: RefSeq, a predicted model, not a curated record
UGUUUUGUGAAAUGAAAAAUGUUAGAAAUAUAACAAUUUAGGAGUUUUCGAAUUUUAGUGAUUCAAUAAAAAAUACAAGACUACCGGCAUAGGCUUUCAACCUUGAAACAACAAAGAAGCGUACAAAAAGCGCAGUUUUCCACACUGGAAACCACCAACACAGCUGACUAGUAAUACACACACCCCAGUCGUGAAAAGGGGGUUAAAAAGCCGGGUGACAGGACGUGAAUUAUAAAACGAGGCUAAACUUCGGAGAUUGCAAACGGCUCGUCAUGGAGGAACGCGCUGUGCUCGCCAACAUUGCGUCCAUAAUCACCAAGGAUUUGCUGAUUGACCAGCCGUCCGUGGACAUAAAUUCAGGAAUUUAUCCACUGUUGUCCUUCGACGAGGAUGACGAUGAGGCGGAGAUUUUCGCCUUGAUGCAGCGAAAACGGGCGUUGGCUUCCGGCCGGAAGCGCAGGAUCUCCCAAGAACCGGAGGACCAGAAACAGGACGUAAAGAUGCCCAAGCUGGAGUGGCACUACCCGGAACUCAACCUACUGCACCGCUACACGGAUGCCCAGUUCGAGUCCAACAUCCACAUGCGCAAGCUAACAUUCCUGAAAAUCCAGCAAGCCCUAGAGAAAACUUUAUGUGGAAUCACGUUGCCUGGCUAUCCCAGUCCGCCGUCACAGACCAUGGUGUCCUUGGCCCUGUGGAAGCUGUCCACCGACGAGCACUUCGAGGAGAUCGCCCGCAAAUUUCGACUGCCCUGGGCUCUCUGCCAGCAGGUGGUGCGGGCAUUCUGGCACUGCAUCUCUGAUAAUUACGAGAGCUUUAUUAAGUGGCCAAACUCACUGGCGGCCCAGCGCAGCACCCUGCAGGGAUAUCAACGAAUGGACAAACUGCGCUGCUUUCGGGAACUGUUUGGCAUCAUAACGCUGAAGCGACUGGAAGUAUUUCUGGAGUCGGAGCACGCCGAUGUGCCGGUGGUGCUCCAGUUAAUCUGCAAUGCCGAGCGGAAGAUCGUCGACUGCUACGUUGAGCUGGCCAUGGAGUACAGCUUCGAGGACUCCCCCAUUGGCCAGACAUUGGCCCUGAAUCCGAGGACCAUGCCGGCGGGCAGCUAUCUCAUCGGCAACGAGGUGUUUCCCCUCAAAUCCUACCUGAUGCGGCCCAUUGAGGCCGAGUGCUUCCGCAAGGAUGCGAUGUUCAACGAACUGCUGCGUCCCGCCUUUGAGCUGGCGGAACAGGUAAUGGACACCUUGGCACGACGAUUCAAUACCCUGUACGCUUUGGAGGCCCGGGAUUUGAACGAGGUCCGCCUUAUUGUGGAGAGCAUCUGUGCGAUGCACAACAUCUGCGAGGAGUACCAGGACGAUGGACUGGAGGACCCUGGACAUAGGUCCUUUAGUUGGGGCGGGGUGGCGGAGGGUGUCAGGGGCAGUGAGAAGGACUCGAAGGGACUGCAGCGAAGGGUUGAGCUCCUUGACGAACUGGUGGCCAUCGAGCCGGGCGAAUAAAGUAGCGUUUCGCUUAA